CACCAAACUGCGCGUCAAGAAGACGAAGAAAAAAUAAAAGCAGAAGGAAAAAAAAAUCGUGAUCUCCAAACCACCGCCCCCUUCCCCACCCCCCCCGCCCGCCCGCCCGCCCGCCCGCCGCCGCCACUCUCUCUCAAUCUCUGUCGGUUCGAAUUCGAAUCCAGUUCUUCGAUCGGUCUAGGGUUUUGCGUCUCAAUUUUCAUCAUCUUCUUGUUGCCGCCGCGGCUGCUGGAGAAGAAUUGGGCGAUCGAUGCCGCUGGAGGUUCGUUGAUUCACCGAUCAUUGAUCCGGGCUGUCGCCGAUCCGAUGGAUAACACCAAGAACCGGACAGAUCUCCUCGCCGCCGGCCGAAAAAAGCUCCAACAAUUUAGACAGAAGAAGGAUCACAAGGGCGGGGGUAGCCAUGCGAAGUCCUUGAACAAAGCGAGCAAGCCUGGGGAGGAUGCCGAUGCCAAUGAGCUGACAAUGGUUACUGAGCCAGAGCUGGCGCAUACUAAAGUUGUUGUUACCCAUGAAUCACUGACAGUGUCCGAGACCUUGCCUACUUCAGGCAUUCAAGCUGAUGAACCGGCGAAGGUGCCCGAGCUUGAUUCCAGUUUGGCUAUCGAUGCUGAUGGGCCAAUAAAGGUGCCUGAGCUGGAUUAUACUUCGGCUAUCAAUGCUGAUGAUAUGGUGAAGGGGCCAGAGCCUGAGCUUGGGCCUACUUUGGCUGUUGAGGCUGAGGCAAGGACUGCUGAUCCAUUGGAUCCUUCAGUGGCGGUCCAGGAUGUGGUUUUGCCACCUAUGCCUGCUGUUGGAGAGAGUGGUGUAGGAGUUCAGGAAGAUCAGAUAGAUUCUGAAGAGGUUCCGGUUGACCUCCCCAUCGAUGAUGGAGGCUCGAGAUAUGCUGUUAUGGUACAUCAUCAGGAAGCUAAAAAUUCGGGAUUGGAGCAAUGCAAUGGUGAGAGCUCAAGCAUUGGGAUGUUGAUGGUGGAGGACAGAAGGGAACAGGCUGGGGGAAGUACUGUUUUUGUGGUCCUGGACACUGACAGGUCGAAGGAGGAUCCCGCUGCUGCAGACUCCAGUUUGGGAGUUGAAGUGGCUCAAGAGGUGGACAGAUUGUCUGCUCCCACCGAAGAAAGAAUUGAGGGAGAAGAUGGUCUGAUGAAAUCUAGUGGGAGCAUGGAAACAAGAUUCUUGGGGAUACAAAAUGGAAAGGUGGAUCAUGAUGCAGAGAAAUAUGGGGUGAAGGAAGAAACUGUUGCCCUUGAAAGUCUGCUACCUGGGAGGCCUCAAGAAGCAAAUGGGGUUUCCUUUCCUGCCGACAUGGGAACAAAAAUUUCUGAUGAGCAUCUAAAGAUUCCUAAUAGGGAAGAAAGUUUGAAAAUGCUAUCUCAACUUACUUCCGACAGGAGUAGUUCACUUGAAGAAAAUGUGGAUAUGCCAUCUCCAUCUCAUGUUACUUCUGACACCACAAGGGAAGAAAGUUCAGCUAGAGCUGAUGCCAGAGAGGAAGGAAGUAUUAAUGAGGAAAGAGGCAUACAUCAACCUUCUAUUGGAGAGGUUGUUGGUGCUGAGAGUGAAUCAGUAGGGGUACUUCAAGAAGAAGGGGCCACUGCACCUGCAGAAAAGGUUGAGGGAUUUAAGGAAGAUGAUCCUCUUUUCCUAUCUAAGUCGACAGAUCCAGUUUCUUCCACAGGGAUGUGGUAUAUCCUAAAAAGAGUUCUGCAGGAAGGUAGCUUUGCCAAUGAGUUGGAUUGUAUUAGAAGACACCUUUACUUAACAAUUGUUGAAAGGGAUUUUCUCCAGAUGCAAUUAGAUGAACAGACUCUGUUGACUGCAGAUUUUCACCGGCAGUCUUCUCAUGAAGUGUCCAAACUCUUGGGGUUGGUUAAAGAAGCUCAGGAAAGCAAGGCAACGGCUAGUGAGGAGCUAGCUCGGUGUCGAUUUGAUCUCCAGGUUAUGACUAUUGCGAAGGAGGAACUUGAGAUCAGGUUUAUUUCCACAAGAGAGGAAAUUGAGUCCCUCAGUAACAGGGCCUCUGAGUUGCAGAACAAACUUGAACAAUCACAAAAAGAAUUGGUACUUGUUUCAGCAGACUUAGCUAACUGCAGGGGUUUGGUGGAAGCUUUACAAAACGAAAACAUGAACUUAACUGCAAGCAUCAGUUCAGAAAUGGAUGCAAGGAAAAUCCUCGAGGAGGAGAAACAGCUCCUGUCUAGUGAGAAUAUGCGACUUGCUUCUGAGUUGUCUGAACAAAAAGAGAGGUUGCUUGUUGCACUUGACAAACAAAAGCAACUUGAGUGCAACCUAAGAGAAACAGGGGCCUGCUUUGACCAACUUACUGAGGAAAAUAUUUAUUUGUCUAGCAGUUUAGAUAUACAUAAAGCUAAGAUAAAGGAGCUUGAUGAUGGGCAUAUCAAGUGGCCCUUCCAGGCCCAACAAGCUAGAGAUCAAGACAACAAUUCUCAUGUGGAAUGCAGAGCUACUGAUAAUGCAGUUGAAGAUUCUGGGAGCAGUAUGAGGAAUUCAGUAGUGUUUCAGCAGGUUGAUGAGGAAGGCUCUGGCAGUUCUGUUGCAUUGGGAGUACUGAAGGGGCACUUGGAAGAGGCAAAAAGAAUAUUACAAAAUCUCGAAAAGUCAAUUCAAGGAAUGCAUUCCUAUUCUGUGUCCUUAAGUAGGGUGGGUGGCAGAGCCACAGCACCUGGAGUAUCAAAACUUAUUGAAUCCUUUGAGUUUAAAAUGCAUCAUGCUGACAAUGCAUCAGACAAGGGGCCAUUGGCUGAGGGAGGGCAAUCAGAUGAUUUAUAUACACUAACAAUGGAACAGAUGGGCCUCCUUAGAGAUACAUUAAAGCAGAUGGAAUUGGAUGUCAGAAAGGCUGAAGUACAUGUAAUGGGAGAAUAUAAUAGCGGGGAGAUCUUUGAAAAGUAUGAGAUAGAGUGUGAAGCCCAAAGGCAACAAAAUAGCAUCCUCCAGGCAAAGAUUGAUGAGCUUGUUAAGAAGCUGUCCAAGUAUAUAAGCAGAAUAGAUGAUCUACAGAGUCAGUUUAAUGAAAUUCAGCAAAGUGCUAGUGACGAGGAAGAGAGGCUUUUAAGUGAAGUAAAGUUGUUGCAGGAGGAAGUGAAUGACAGGGUGUCUGUUCUGCAGCAUGAAAGAGACUCUAUUAAGGGGAUUUUUGAGGCACUUGAAAAGAUUUUCCCAUCUACUGUACUACUAACCUCUGAUCUUGCUGCUGAUAAGAAAGAGAGGCUCGUAAGUGAAAUACAAUCAUUGCAGAAGGAUGUGAUUGACAGGAACUCUAUUAAAGACAUGAUUUUGGAGGCACUUGAAAAGCUUAACUCUACCAAUGGACUGCUGUUUGUGGAUAACUUAGAGAUUGGCUCCUAUGUCUCGGCUUCAGUUGAUGCUGCCAUAAGAUCAAUCGAGAGCCUGCAUGAGAAACUAAAUGUUGCUCAUCUGAACCAUGAGACACUCCAUACUUCAUACAUGGAAUUGGAUAAACUCUAUAAUGAUGUUCGAGGAAUGAAUGAGUUGGCAAUUUGGCAGAUGCAUAAAUUGUACAACAGCCUACAGAAGUUGUGUCCAAGUGUUGAUGAAUCUGAGAUGGAUGUUCAUGCCGAGGAAGUGCUAGAACUUCUACCAAAAAGGCACGAACUGCUUAUCAAGUAUCUGCAGAAGUUGCUGGAUGAGCGGAUUCUCUACUCAUCUAAAAAUAAGGAGCUAGAAUCAGGGUUAUUGAGCAAAAAUCAAGAAAUUGAGGAGCUGAGCAAGAGGUGUAGUGCUUUGGAUAAGAAGUUGGAUGACUUGUGUUAUGCUAAAGAUGAGCUCGAAAUGAUUUUGAUGAGUAAAAAUGAAGUUUUUGAUGAAGUGAACAGAAGAUGUCUUGCUCUAGCCAAGAAGUUGGAUGACCAUGAACUGAAUAAAGAUCCAAUUACCUUCCAUGGGCUGGCUGAAAUGAACAAAGUUAUUGCAAAGUCCGACAACAAGGAGAAUGACUUGUGCGAGUCUGUAUUACAACAACUAGAGGUAUUGGUUGCUUUCCAUCUUCAGAAAUAUGAAGAGGCAAUCAAGCAGAUUAACUUGUCAAAGAAAUACUUAGAGGAAGUUAACAUCAUACCAAAAAUUUCAUCUGACAACUGGUCCUUGCCCUUGCUUACAUUGCUUAGUCAGGAGUUCAUGCCUAAGUUGCAUGAGUUACAGGAAAAAUUGGACUCCUUAAGUGCCUUAAAUCUUCAACAGGAAACUGAAAAUCAAAUCCUCAAGGAGAGUCUGCAUAAGAUGGAAGAAGGUCUGGAAGCAUCUCGUUCAGAGUUGUAUUUGAAAGUAUCUGAACUUGAGCAGUCAGAGCAGAGACUUUCCUCUGUCAGAGAGAAACUCGGUAUUGCUGUUGCGAAAGGCAAAAGUUUAAUUGUGCAACGGGACAGUCUUAAGCAGUCUCUCAUGGAGAAGUCAAGUGAGCUUGAAAAGUGCUCACAGGAAUUACAAUCAAAGGAAGAAUUGCUCACGGAAGUUGAGGCAAAGCUGAGGUCUUAUUCAGAAGCAGAUCGUAUUGAAGCUCUAGAAUCUGAACUGUCUUACAUCCGCAAUUCUACUGCUGCAUUGAGAGACUCCUUUCUUCUUAAAGAUUCUGUUCUUCAGAGGAUUGAAGAAGUUUUAGAAGAUCUGGAUUUGCCAGAGCAUUUCCAUUCUAAAGAUAUAGUAGAGAAAAUCGAGUUCUUGUCCAGAAUGGUUGCUGGGAAUCCCCGUUUUCCUAUUACUGAAUGGGAUCAAAGGAGUUCUGCUGGGGGCUCUCAUUCCAAUGCAGAUGCCUGGAAAGAUGACCUACAGGCAAGUUCAAAUCCUGGAUAUGAUGAAUUAAAAAACAAAUACGAGGAGCUUCGGAGAAAGUUUUAUGGUUUGGCUGAGCACAAUGAUAUGCUGGAACAAUCCCUAAUGGAGAGGAAUAGCCUUGUGCAGAAAUGGGAAGAAGCUUUGGACAGAAUUGAUAUGCCUCCACAGUUCAGGGCAUUGGAGCCAGAAGAUAAGACUGAAUGGUUGGGGAAUGCGCUUUCUGAGGUCCAACAUGAAAGAGAUGCAUUGCAACUGAAGAUAGAGAACCUUGAAGACUCUUCUGAUAUGCUCAUAGUUGACUUGGAAGAGUCGCACAAAAAAAUAUCUGAACUCAGUGCAGAGGUUGUGGCUAUUAAAUCCGAGAAAGAAUUUUUUUCAGAGAGUUUGGAAAAGCUCAGGUUUGAAUAUCUCGGACUCUCGGAGAAAGCUGUUCAUGAUGAGAUCGAGAGAGAGAAUUUGCGAAAAGAAUUAGCUAGCUUGCAGGAAAAAUUGGCUGAGAAGGUUGAGAACAGGGAUUAUCAUGAUACUGAAAAUGAUGUCUGGAAACUAUUUGAUUUGGUUAGCAAUGCAUUGCCAGAUAGUGAUAGGUCUGAGGCUGUCUCUGCUGGUACUGUUACUGAAUGUCUGGAAGGAUUGUUGAGGAAGCUUAUAGAUAAAUAUGCAAACCUAGCUUCAGAGAAAUCUGUGCACAAAGUUAGUGAGAAAGAAUUUGUUUUAGAGGAAAGCAAUUUGUCUCCUGAUAAGAACACAUCCACAAAUGCUCUGGAUGGCAAAGAUCAGGAACUGUGGAAUCUGAGGUUAGAGCUUGAUGAGGCUUGCUGUAAUCUAGUUUCAGUUAAGGAGGAAAGAGACAAAGCCAUGGAGAAGUGCCAUUCUUUGAUGUUGGAAGUUGAGGAAAUAAGCAAACAGAACAACAUAUUGCUAGAGGAGAAGACUGUUUACAUGGAGAAGUAUCAAUCUUUGUUGUUGGAAUUAGAUGCAAUAAGCAAACAGAGGGAUGCUUUGCAAGAACAGCUAACUCAGGAGGAGCAAAAGUCUGCCUCUGUGAGAGAGAAGCUAAAUGUUGCUGUUAGAAAAGGCAAGGCACUGGUACAACAAAGAGAUAGCCUGAAACAAGCAAUUGAAGAGAUGAAUUCUGUGCUGGAUAACUUGAGGACUGAGCAUAACCAGCAGAAGAUGGAAGAAAUUGGGAGACUCAGUCAUGAUUUGCGUUCAGCUUUAGUUUCUUCAGAGAAUGAAGCGAAGAAAUCUAAACAAACAGCUGAGCUUCUUCUAGCUGAGUUGAAUGAAGUUCAGGAGAGAGAUGACAUGCUCAUGGAGGAACUGGCAAAGGCAGAAGGCACUCUUACAGAGUGUUCUAGACAGAAAGACAUUGCAGAGGCUGCAAGAAUUGAUGCUCUUAAUCGCCUAGAACAAUUUAUUCUAGUUAAUUCAGAGGAAAGAAAGAAACAAAUUGACAAUUUACUGGAGUUAAAGUCGGGCAUUGGCCAACUAAGGAAUGUCUGCUUUGAAUUUUCAAGUCUUCUUGCUAAUGUUUUUACCAGAGAUAUGAACCUCUUCUGCAAUUUGGAGAACUUUAUGGAAUCUAUUGAGAAACAGAUGAACUGUGCUCAUUUGGCUGACCUUCCUGUUCUUUCAUCUAGCAGCCUGCUGUCAAGUAAUCCAGUAAAUGAGGAGAAGUUCCAUGUCAUUAAUCCUCUGUCAAAUCAUAGGAUGCAAGAAAAAUUUGAUGACAGUUCCAUAGCAGAACAUCUUGCUAUCACUGGUCAUAGUGUGUGUGAAUGCUUAAGGCAAUGUGAUGAGUUGAAGAGAAAUAUUCAUAAGUACUCAUCGUCAGUUGACCAACAAGCCACACACCUGUUGCAAAUCAUGGAGACCAUACAAAGAAAAUUAGCUUCUCAGAGGGAAGGUUCAGAUUCUCUGAAGAGAGAUUUAACUGGACUUGAGCUGAUGAUUAAGGAAAAGGAGAAUCAGAUUUGUUCAAUGUAUAGAAAUCUGUCUUUGCUUUAUGAAGCAUGUAGCAGUUCAAUUUCUGAGAUUGAGAAUAGAAAAGCCCAAAUAGUUGAAAAUAGCCUACCUUCUGGGGAGCAUGCCUUAGAAAAAACUGGAACAGUCUUGAAAUUGCCAAGUUACACCAAUAAGCAAGAGCAUCCUGAUGGAUAUACAUAUUCCUUCACAGAUGAUUGCAUCAGAUUGAUGGCCGAUAAGUUAGUAUCUGCUGUCAAGGGCACAGGCAUUAUAGAUGAGAUGGCAGAGGGCAACCAAAGGGAACUGAAAGCCACCAUCUUGGAUUUGCAGAGAGAACUACAGGAAAAGGAUAUCCAAAUGAAUAGAAUCUGUGAAGAUCUUGUAUCUCAGAUAAGGGAUGCUGAAACUGCUACAAGGCGAUCCUCAUCAGAUCUUGAUUCUGCGGAAACAAAAAUUCAUAAUUUAGAGAAGCAUGUUGAAGUGAUGGAGGAGGAUAAGAAAUUAUUGGAGCUAAGAGUGCAUGAGCUAAAAGAUUUGGGGGAUUCAUUACUUGAGCUACAAGGGAAAAUUAAAUCUUUAACUGAUGCAUUGACUGCUAAAAAUCAAGAAAUUGAAGCCCUCAUGCAAGCGCUUGAUGAGGAAGAGACCCAAAUGGAGGACCUGGUAAGAAAGAACAAGGAACUGGAGAAUAUAAUUCAAGAAAAGAACCUAGCACUGGAGGGUCUUGAAGCUUCUCGAGCGAAGGUGGUGGCAAAGCUUUCAAUGACUGUCAGCAAGUUUGAUGAGUUGCAUAACCUGUCAGAGAGCCUUCUUGCAGAGGUGGAAAAUCUUCAGGCCCAAUUGCGAGGGCAGGAUUCAGAGAUCUCAUUCUUGCAUCAGGAGAUAGCUAGGUAUACCAAUGAUCUUCUGGCCUCAGAGGAGACUAACACGAAGUACUCAUGUGAAAUAAGCAAGUUGUUAAAAUGGUUUGAUAUGGUAGUGGCACGUUUUGGGUUACAACACAUAGAUAUUGAUGAUCAGGAGUUCAGGCGAAUUCAAGUCUACACUGAUGUUUUGGACAAGAAAAUUUUGUCUGUUAUGACUGAAUUAGAUGAUCUACGAGUAACAGUUAAAAGCAAAGAUGCUCUGUUACAAAUUGAAAGGGGUAGAGUGGAAGAAUUAUCAUGCAAAUCUGAAGUUCUUGAGAAGUCUUUACAUGAGAAAGAAGCACAGAUAGAGAUUUUACAAGAAGGUAGAAACUCUGGUCAGCUUUCUAGUAUGAACUCCCCACUGUCUCUAGAGAUUGAGCAAAUGAAAAACAAAGUGAGCUCAGGUGCGCUUGUUACACAUGUCCGUGGUGGGCGCAAAGUCAAUAGUGACCAAAUAGCCAUAGCUAUAGAUACAGAAAAUGAUAAUAAUAUGUUAGUUGAUGAGGACGAUGAUAAAGCACAUGGCUUCAAGUCACUUACUAUGUCUCGCUUUGUUCCAAGAUGUACUCGGCCUAUUGCAGACAGGAUUGAUGGGAUAUGGGUAUCAGGAGAAAGACUGCUUAUGAGGCAACCUACCUUACGGCUUGGAUUUUUGAUAUAUUGGGUUGCAUUGCAUGCAUUACUUGCUAGUUUCAUCUGAUAGCAACGCCAUCAUUCUCUUGGAUAAUAUACAUGGCAAGUCAAUGGCCAUUGUCCUCCCAAGGCCAUCAGCGACGAUGCAUUCAGCUCUGUAUAGGCUCUUGAUUCUUUUUUCCUUGCAAUAUCAGACAACACCUACAGCCUACCAUACAAUUAUUUUUGGCUACUUUGGCAGCUGUGGUUUCGUCACCAGUUUUUUUUUCGAAUUCUGAAUCCCAGUUGGCCUUGGUUGCAUUCAAUAAAGCAAUCAACAUCCCAGCACACAGAAGCUUGUGAAGAAUGAGCCCCGGCAUCCCCUGUAAACUAGAAUCAUUCUUUUGUUUUUCUGUAUAGACGAAAGCUUUCCUCAUCAUCAUAUGUCGCACAGGAAAACAAUAAAAACACUAGCAAGACAUUUGGGCAGUUUGGUGACCACUAGUUUCCGUCCUCAAAUGUUUUGAUGUUGUCAAAAGAAAAUUUUUGUGAUCAGUUUUAGAAGGUCACUGAUAGUGAUUUAACGAAAUGAUCCGUCUCAA
This is a messenger RNA of Phoenix dactylifera (date palm), 8902 nucleotides long. NCBI's taxonomy places the organism in Eukaryota, Viridiplantae, Streptophyta, Magnoliopsida, Arecales, Arecaceae. The record is from RefSeq and is a predicted model, not a curated record.